This is a messenger RNA of Prunus avium (sweet cherry), 755 nucleotides long. RefSeq names its product DUF3339-domain containing protein. The record is from RefSeq and is a predicted model, not a curated record. Lineage: Eukaryota; Viridiplantae; Streptophyta; Magnoliopsida; Rosales; Rosaceae.
UCAGUGGCUCUUAUUCCUCGUCACAUGGCGAAAACAGAGAGACUAGAAAGAAACACACAAACACAAAUGGGACGGCGGAGAGUGAAUCCAAGUGACUUGUUUUCCCAAGCCUCCCCCCCACACACUCUCUUCUCUCUUUAUCUCAUUUCCAAUUCACUUCCAGUCUGCCAGUCAAUGUUUGUUUUCUUCCAAUCAAAGUCUUCUUCUCUUCUCCAUAUAUAACUUACAACCCCCAAAUCCAAACCUACCAUUUCUCAUUGCAGCAUUUUUGGUACCAACUUAACUUUCUUUGUUCCAGCAGAACACAGAGAGAGAGAGAGAGUUUUAAGGAUGUCUGAUUGGGGCCCGGUGUUCGUGGCAGUGAUUCUGUUUGUGCUGUUGUCUCCAGGUCUGCUUUUCCAGUUGCCUGGGCGCCAUGGCUGCGUGGAGUUUGGGAACUUUCAAACAAGUGGUGCAGCCAUCAUGGUUCACUCCCUCCUCUACUUUGCUCUCAUUUGCGUCUUCUUGUUGGCCAUCAAGGUCCAUUUUUACCUUGGUUAACUAUUUACCAGCUCCGCUGUUUUUGUGGUGAAAAUGGGACACCAAGGAAACAAGAAGAAGAUGUGACCAACUUUGUUUUGUACCAACAGAGUCCGGGGAAUAAUUAGUCUGUUGGUCUUCCAUUGUAACUUAUUAGUUACAGUUAAUGUUGUGUCUGUGAACUAAAUAUUGUUUAGUAAUAAUAUCUAAGUGAGGGGGCUUUGAUUGAUUGAAAA